AUGUAUUUGUAUGUCCUCUUAACAGAUAAAUCCACCUAUGAUGCCUCUGGUUCCCCGCCUUUACCGAUUGAGCCCACAGUCACGGGUGCUACUGUCCAUCUAUCGGCUGACCUGCCGGCUGCGGAGGAGGCGCCUCUCUCAUCCGUCCACUCAGAUGGUGACUCCGAGUCUGAGAGGGAAGGUUUGUCGGGGAAGCCUGCUUUUUCCUCUGUCUUAACCGUGAUUGCAGGAACUGUCAAACAUCCAUCAAGCCUUGAUCACAGUAGAACCUUGCCGAGUGUCAGCAAGGAAGAGACCCAAACCACCCAAUGGCCUUCACACAGUUCCAGCCGAAGUUUGGACGAGGUGUCCUCCUCAGCGUCCUCUGUGGGAGACAGGAUCCAUAAAGCCAGCUCAGGUCUGAUUCUUAGCAUGUCUGACAAACAGGGCACUCCACAUAAGGCCCUUGGCUCUGCCGUGUCCAGGCCAGAAGUGACAGCGUUGCUUGAUCUUGCAGAAGCAGAGACGGACGAGGCGGCUCCUGAAACAUCGAAGUCGGUUGUGCUCGCUUUCCCCAAAGAAAAAGAGGCCAGUCUGGUCCCGUCUCCAGCAGACAGGAUCCCCCUUUUUCCUGGACCCACCCAGGGGACAUCUCAGGUACCACUGCUGACCCCACAACAGGACACCACAACAGCCUCGGCGAAACCCCCCAGCACUACCGCGGCUUCAGCCACGAAAAGCCCCGCCCAUCCCACGCCAACCCAGCCCAGCUACACAACCACGACAAAGCCCACCCCUAUCACCAGGAGAACCACAACCACCGCCGCCGUCAGGUCUCACACCAGCAGGAGAACGUUCACGCCACCCGUCCCGAGAACAAGUCCCCCGAAGGAGGCCCCCACAGUCUUCAUCUCGCCCUUUACCACCACCACAGAGGCUCCCCCGCCACAGUGCAACAUCACAGAGAGACUGUGGGUGAAAACAGUUGUUUCCAUCUAUGUGAGAAGAAACAGGCUGGAUAGCAUUCAGAGGCAGAACCUGCGAAGGGGACUGAGUCAAGGUCUCAGGAAAGCUCUGAAUGAUACAUCUGCCCAAGCGCAGGUGGAGACUGUAUUUGGUUCUCCCAACAUGACAGUGGCUUAUCACGUGACUGGAGGGGAUAUAGUUUACCCCCCAUCGGUCGUAAUGGAAGCCUUGGCGUCCUAUGGCCGCGAUAAGCUAAUUGCAGACCUGCGACAGUAUCUUCCCUUGGUAACAGCCUUGCCCCUUCCUGUUGCGUUGUGGAGAGCCAGCCCUGCCACCGGCUUCCAGCUGAAAACAGUGUUGCAGUUUGUGGGAGCAGGUGAUAAACCUCGAUCCUGCCGCUUCUCUCAAAUGAUGGAACAAAGACUUGAGAAGGUGUUUUCUGAGGCACAGGCCAAAGUGUUCAACAGUAUGAGCAGACUCUCAAUACAGAUGCUGAGUGUGUCUCAGGCAGCAGGCUUCCCUGCUGUGUCACUGGUCUACGCUGUGAGAAAUGGGACCGUCUAUCUCAACGGUACUGCUGCUUCAAAUCUUCUCGGUCAGCUCUCUGCUGAGUUGGUGGGCUACUUCCUCUUCUAUCCGCCGCUCAUCAUUGCUGAGCUGAUCCAGGAUGUUGACAAUGCCAGCCUGGAGGGACAGUACCAAAGCUUUGCUAGUCUGAUGGAGCAGCGGUUGGCAGAACUGUUUGUGCUGGCCGGCCAGCAGGGCACUCGUUUUAGACGAGCUACAACUGUGGGCAGCUACACCGUCCAGAUGGUGAGCAUCCACAGAGUUUCAGGGGUAAAGAACCCAGCAGAGAUGACCUAUUAUGUCCAACACAAUGGCAUUCCCUUAUCAGGCACCUCAGCUGCCAAGGUCCUGAACACAGUUGAUUCUCAGACCAUGGCACUCACCUUGGGCUAUUUCGUCCAGCUGCAAGCAGAGCCUGUGGUCAAGAACCCCUCUAAUAACCUUUGGAUAAUCGCUGCAGUGUUGGCCCCAAUCUCAGUGGUAACACUCAUUAUUAUCAUCAUCACAGCUGUGCUGUGCAGGAAGAAUAAGAAUGACUUUAAAGCUGAUGCCAUCGGCAAUCUCAAUCCUCGAGCAAAGAUGGCAUAUCGGAGAGAUGUGGGCUAUUAUCACCAGCCAGUCCAGGGUUUCGACUACGCCAAGCAGCACCUGGGCCAACAGGGUGGAGAUGAAGAGACACUGCCUGUCAGUCAGGAUACAUUAGUGAUGUCCCUACAAAUCCGGGACACAUCGCUAUCACUGGAAAAGGCACUGCAACAAGACGGGACAGCCAACAAGAAAAGCCUCACCGCUGACAAACACAAAAGCAAGUUGCCAAGUGAAGAUGGUUCCGUCAUCAGCAACGAAUCAGAGAAGCCGAAUUCCGGCAGGGGCCUGACGGUACCGAAAGUCACAGCACAGCAGAAACUGACAAAGGAGGAAACGCGCAAGAGGGAUGAUCCCUAUGACACCUCCUCUGGUUCCCUACAGCUAAUCUCCAUAAAGCCCAUGGCGGCUCACACAAACUACUCACAGCCUACGUCUUCUAUCCACAGCCAGGACUCGGCCAUCGUCAAUGGAGAGGUCAGCUUGGCGCUGAAGCAGAAAUCCGACAUUGAGCACUACAGGAACAAGCUGAGACUGAAGGCUAAGAAGAAAGGCUAUUAUGAUUUCCCAUCUGCCAAUGGUGGCAGCAGUGGAGGUCGAGCCCUGGCGCAGAGACAGCUCUAUGGCAAUGAAGGGAGGGAAGCCGAUGAACAUAGCAGACCACUGGAGCCUGAUGAUGAGCGAGGGUCCACUUAUGUCAAGUCCCACAGGAGGCACUCCCAGGUAGGGCAGAUGGCCUAUCGCAGCAGACAAAGUUUGAGCAGCCCAAGCCCUGGAGGAACAGAAAUGGACCUGCUUGUAAUGAGAGAGAGACCCAGGAGAGGCAUCCGCAACAGUGGCUAUGAUACUGAGCCAGAGCUGAUUGAGGAGACUAACGUUGAUCAUCUAAUGGAGCCGAGGGGGUACAUGUAUGGCCGGGGGCUGAAAGGCCAAUCAGAAACGUCCACUCUGAGCUCACAGCCAUCGAUCGAUGAAGUGCGACAGCAGAUGCACCUGCUGCUGGAGGAGGCGUUCAGCCUGGCUUCGGGGGGGCAGUCCACCUCUGGAAGGCACGCCCACCAUCACCAAUCCCAUCCUAACCACUACAGCUCUGCGCCACCUCCCCUCCCCUACUCAGAGGUGGUGACCAGCGCUCCGGGCACAAUGAACAGUGGGCGUGGGGGCUUACAGUGGGCCCCCCCUUAUGGCUCAGAUAUGUAUCAGUGCAGCCUGCCUAAACCAGCCUUUCGCUUCACCCAGCUUCCCGAAAUGGCCAUGGGCUCCCCCCCUCCUUUACCACCUCGCUCUGGGCCUCCUCCCAGGACUUCACUAAGACGUUCCACCUCAGACUUGGGGCCUAAGGGAAGGAGCUCUGAGACAUCUGUCACUGAAAUGCGGAGUCAACAUGAAAACAACCCAUAUGGGCCAACCCCUAGAGCAGCACUUCCAUCCAUCACGGCGGAACAGCCUGUGUCCAACUACUCAGGAAACCCAAUAACAGCUGUCUACUCCAUCCCAGCUACCAGGCCUGGCUACUCAGAAUAUUUUGUCGCCUCGUCUCCCACCUCAUAUCACAGCCCCUCUUGGAUGUCCUAUCCACCAGAACCAGAGGAUGUUCCCCCACAGUGGGCGGAUUCUGUACCAUUGCCUGGGUAUGUAGAGGCUUUCCCUAAUCCACGUUAUCCACAGGGGAGCCCCACCAGGCUUCCCCUGGAGUAUCACCAGACACUGGAGCAGCCGCCCACUGGCCCCAGCACAGCAUCAGAGCCAAACCGGCCUCAGGUGCUGAAAGACAUGGACAGUAUGCCUCUGAGCAGCCUCUCCACCUCUGCACUCGUGCAGGCUAUCAGACAGGAAGUAGCAAAGCUGGCAAAGAAGCAGAAUGAUGUGUUCGAAUUCUAGUUAUGAUCCCCCCCACGUGUGCAAGAGAUAGUUAAAUGUGCAUUGGUCGUGAACAGAGACACACAAAGGAAAGACAUCUUCAGACUGAUUUUUAAUCUUUAUACUGUCUACAGACUGAUAUUCUAUACCUGAUGAUUAUCCACCUCUUAUUUUCACAUACCAUUGGUGUGUUUUUAGCUCUACAGUCAACGGAACAGAAAAUAUUAUUUUAACAAAAAAAAAAAUCCCUACUCUGUCAAUGAUGUCCCAAAUAAUCACACAUGCCUUUGUAGAUAUGUCAAAAGGAUUCGAAAAAUGUCAAAAAUAUCCUUUUUCGUUUUUGACCUUUUUUAAUAUGAAUCUGCAUCAAUUAACAAAAGAAAAAAAUUAACAUCGUCAUCUGUACCGAGAAAACCAAAUUCUCCCUGUCAGAUGGUAAAGUAUAAAUCACAGUGUAUAUGAGCAUGUACAGUUUAAGGACAUCAUGUAUCUAAUCUCCUUUUACAGAGCGUCAGCUUAAACGAGGCAGGCUUCAUCAACAUAAACUCACUUUAGCAUCCGUUCCAUAUCAUAAUGAUAUCAUAAUGAUUUUUGAGAAAUCUUCCAAAUGUUUGUUUACAUGUGAGAUAACAACAUGCCGUUGAUGCAAACAACGACUGCCAUCAUAUGUUGAGAGAUUUAAACUGUUGCUUCUGGUGAGUAAUGUACACAGUAUGAAAGUAUUUGUGUUUUCAACCAAAUUUAGUUUGCUGUAACGUUACAUAGGAUGCGUCCCAUGAAGCAACUUGUGGUGAGAAUGUUCAUGUUUGUGCUUCUGAUAUGGGUGGUUAAUCACCAUGAUAUGUUUGCACAAAAUAUGCAGAUUUGGAAAUUAGUGAUAGACCUUUGAAAGGCAGUUUGUGAUUUUUAAAAGAUAAUUUGCUUACAAGUGUCUCAAAAAAACAAAUUCUUUCAAAAGCCCGAAAUGGAAAAAAUUGUUGAAUUGAAAGAAUAUCUGUCAGAUGAACAUCACAAGAUGGCAGUUUGAUGUCAGUUACAGUGGUUUGAAGUUGUUCAGAUGGCUCUAUGCAUGCACAAGACAAAAACAAAUCUUGCCCUUGGACACAUUCUACAUUUUUAUUUCUAUUUUUCUCAUUUUCUAGUCAAGCUAGAAGUUUAAAGUGUGUUGAGUGCACACUCCUAUUGCAGGAAAAACCUCUCGGUGUCCGUCUGCAAAUAUAUAUCAUACAAAGUUCAUGAGCAAAAUUGGCUUUAAGCGAGCAUGGUUUCAAAACGACUCGGACUGUAUGUUGAACAUUUCAACAAGAACAAUUUUAGAGGAAAUGGUCAAAUUUCUCUCUGGAAUUUCAAUGUACCCUGAAUCAUCUGGUUUGAAAGGUUCAAAGUACACACAUAAUGUUUCCUGGAUAUUCUCCUUAAGGAACCAUUUUUGUCAAAUUAAAUAUCUCCAAAAGAGGUUUAAGAUUAGCCUGAUAGUAAGGUGAAAACAUGAGUACUAUUAAUAGAAAAUUACAGCUGAAAAACUCAUUAUUAAGGUCCAGGCUCAACAAGCUGCUGGGCAGAAUACAAUAUUAUUAGACCAAAAUGUUCAGGUUAAAGAAAAACAUCAUCUGGAGGCAGAGACCACAAAGGAAGGAAAUUAGCAUUUUUUAAUAGAGUAUUUGAGGAUCAGGCUGAUAUGUACAAUGGUGUGGAUUUAUUUUCUUGGAAUCAAUCAGCCAUUUCUUAGUUUGUUUUGGUAAUAAGACCUCCAUGAGGCCACCAUUCCGGGCCACAAAUCUGUUUAUGAACUGUUCAGUCAAUACUAUCACAUAUAAAUCAGAGAAUUAAUGCAAACUUGAAAAGAAUUGAUCUUUUCUUGUCGCGUAUCAGCUGGCAGGAGCUAAAUAAGAUAAGAUAGACCUAAAGAUGACAUGCUGAUAUGGGGAUAGCUCACAGGAUUCCAAUGACAUACUUCUAUCUAUAUCAGGAAGCUAGAGACUGGCUAUGAUGGAAUGUUAUAUAUUAAAAAACUGAAUACUUUUCAGAAUAUAUCGUAUUGCUGGAAAGUGGUUGGGUGUUACAAAAGAGAGAUCAUUAUGAGUGAAUUUGCCUUUAAAGGAUUAUUUCCUUUCACAAGAAAUGAUUGAUUUUUUUUUCAACAAGACAGGAUGAAUUUAGCCCUUUGGUUUUUGAACAAAAUAACAUGAAUAAUUUCUCCCCACAAGGCUCUUAAAACAAAUACUUAUAAAAAAUUCACUACUUUUCUUUAUUUUCUGUGAUUCAUGAUGGUUAUUCUGAGAAGCACUUGUAUUUUAAGAGCUGUAGCUAAUACAGAUUAACCAUUUUUGUGUAUUUCAGAAGUGAACACCUUUGCACAUUCUCAUGCUGGAUAACUGUAAUAUUAAAUAAAAGGGUCUGAGGCAAUUUAUUGGUAUAGAAAAGUGUCCAGUGUUUAUUACGAGACACCCCUUGAGCCAUGAUUUCAAUGUGGUUUGACGCACACGCACCAUCAUCCAGUUCUCAAACCUUAGGUGCCUGGAGAGUGGUGUUUCGUAGAUGUGUUGACGGCUUUAGAUGAUUAUACUGUAUAUUUGUAGUAACUCAUCAACAGCACAUCUAGUGUACUCAAACUUAUUCAUAAGGCUGUACAUAGUUUUGGUUUAGCAGGAGUAGCAGUUUUCCAACAUAAAGUAAUAUAUGAGUGUCAUACUUCUAGACCACCACACAACAGUGUGAGGAUGUAGCUUUUAGCCAGAGGCCCUGACUGUCUUGUCUGUUAGAGCAGAUUCAAUUACAUUAGUGUCACUGGCAGGUAAAAAAAGAUUGACUUCAAAUUAAUUGAGUGCACAUUGGCCUUUUUAAACUUUAACAUUUGAAUUACAGAUGUUACUUGAACAACUAGUUCCACAGCGUAGUGUACUAGUUGAUUUUUAACUUUAGACUUAAACAUGAGAGCUGGAGCAAUGAGGGAUGGAGCAAGAAAAAGGUGUAAGUGUGACUUUAUAAGAUGAAAACUCCUCAGAAAAUGUAAAAUGGGGGGAUUCACCAAUUGAAAAGGUCAACUUUAAAGGUUAGGUAUCACAUGGGAAUGUAAUGAACUUGUAAUGUUAAUGUUAAUAAACUGUUGAUGGAGGAAAAACUAGCAUAUGAGAGGAUAAAAUAUAGGUCUGAUGAGCACAGAGUCACAUUUAAUUUAUUCACUGACUGCUAUAGUUUUCAGAUACAAAAAAUGUUUCAGAAAUAAAUGCUGCUUUGAAAGGCC
This is a messenger RNA of Menidia menidia (Atlantic silverside), 7201 nucleotides long. The record is from the annotation of a GenBank genome assembly. Lineage: Eukaryota; Metazoa; Chordata; Actinopteri; Atheriniformes; Atherinopsidae.